AUGUUUGAUGACACAAAAUUGACAAGCAUAGAUGGAUUUAAAAAGAUAUCUGAUGAGUAUAUUGAGGUUAAUUGUGGUUGUACGAGCAAAAAGUACGGCGACACAAUGGGAAUAUUGAGGGUUUUUAAUGAUGGGCUAUUCGUCAUCAAGUGUCAUUGCAUACCAGAAUGCAAGAAUGUGACUCCGUACGAGUUCGAGAAACAUUCGAGGAGAGAAGGUGCCCGAAAAUGGACGAGCCAUAUUUGGGUCAUAAUUGACGGUAAGAAAGUCCCUCUUUUGAAAACUGGUCUACUGAAGUACUACAACCAUGCGGCGAACGAGGACAACACUAAAGACAUGUACGGUUCUCGCGGGAAACGAGUUUUCCAUCGCGAUGAGUUCAUCCGCUGCUCUCAGUGCUCCAAAGAACGAAGAUUCAACCUCAGAACCGAGAUGGAUUGUCGCGACUAUCAUGAUGCUCUAGCAUUGGAGAAAUGGAAGUGUUCAGACAUGCCAUAUAACAAAAUAACAUGCAACGAUGAGGAGGAGCGGAAGUCUCGUAAGGUAUUCAGAGGGUGUCCUCGUUCGGCGACAUGCAAAGGUUGCACCCGUUGCGUUUGUUUCGGUUGCUUCAAAUGUAGAUUUUUUGACUGUGAAUGUCGGGAUUGCAUGGAUUUCAUGCAAAAUUCGGACCCGUAG
Molecule: messenger RNA, 678 nt
Organism: Tripterygium wilfordii
Lineage: Eukaryota; Viridiplantae; Streptophyta; Magnoliopsida; Celastrales; Celastraceae
Product: protein ULTRAPETALA 2-like
Exons: 3
Coding region: 1-678 (225 amino acids)
Cellular component (GO): nucleus; cytosol
Source: RefSeq, a predicted model, not a curated record